Molecule: messenger RNA, 2715 nt
Organism: Mizuhopecten yessoensis (Yesso scallop)
Lineage: Eukaryota; Metazoa; Mollusca; Bivalvia; Pectinida; Pectinidae
Exons: 2
Coding region: 58-879 (273 amino acids)
Source: RefSeq, a predicted model, not a curated record
GCUAGGUGUUCAGUCGCUGCAUGUGAACCUUCUUAAUGUACAUGUACACCGGAUACGAUGGAAAAAACUAAAGAACAGAAAAAACCUAGACAUUCUAAAGCAAAAACAGUAUCAAAGGAAAGGAAGUCACGAAGACUUAGGAAUUUUUUUUCUUGGUUUCGGGGACAUCGAAAAAGGAAAGAUUACGACAAGUUGAAAUCCCCUAGUGAGAAUGUCUCGUCUUCAACUGAUAACAUUCCAAACUGGUCUGGGGAAUCCGGUGUGGUUAAUCAGGCAUUCCUUCUGGAUAAUGUCCAAGUAGGGGGAAACUGUCUCCGGGCAAGCCUGACAUCUGUUGUUACAGCUGCUAACUCCGACAACGGCAAUACCACGACAAAUGACGUGGAUGAGUGCAUGUCUGAAGUCAGCGCCGCCAACUCAGAUGAAAGUCUUUUACAGAAUGAAAGACCAGGAUAUAUCGGCAUACCAUGCAGUCCAUGUUAUCGUCUACAGAAUACGAUCCAGGAACUUUCCAACGCGGUAGCUCGGUUAGGCUUAGAGAAGGAAAAACAACUUCUAAUUAAGCAAUACCAACGGGAAAUUCACCACGUCAGACUUACCGAUGAAUGCAAGAUACAACAGCUUGAAAAAGAGAUUGGAAAACUAAACGCCGACAUCUCAUCGUUGAUGGAGGUAAAUGCCUCGCUGAUCAAAAAGGGUCUGUGCACGGAGGAUGACAAUUCCAGACUGCAAGAUGAGCUGCAGGAACAACGCAUAAGAUGUUCAGAUGUUGAAAGUGAAAACACCAAACUUCAUCAGAACAUGACGAUCCUAAUGCAGAAACUUGGUAAGAAAAAACGGGAGCUUAGCAAGGAAAAUGACAAGAACACGUCAAUGUAGUAUGUUGAAAGGAAGUAGCAAGUUUGACACCCAGUGUCGAUGUAAUACGGUGUUUUCAUUGUGUUUUCUCGUGACAAAAAUAUAAGUGAAUGAUACAAAUAUGCAAGUAGGUUCAGCGAUAUAAGUUGCAUUCUCAUUGAUAUUAUCAACACGUAUAGAAAGACAACACAUGUUUAGUGCUAAAGACGACAAUAAGUGUUGCUGGUGGAAAGCAAAUUAUAAUUGUUGUGUGUCAAUUGAAGUGUGCUUUCUGCUUGAGAAUAUUGUAAACGGUUGCUUCGACGCGCAUAUCCGAAUCUAUAAGGAUAUAUAAAUAGACCAUUGUACUAUAUUGCAUUCUCCUAUAAAUAGAUGUAAAGGAUUUCCACUGUUUUAUUGAACAUAGAACAUGGCUAAUUGCCAUAAUAAUACGUCAAAGGACAUAGGGAUUUCGACUUGAUAACGUGAAUAUUAAACAUAUCUUUAUAUCAUAUAUAUGAUAAAAAAGGUGAGGCUUCUUUUUUCGGUGUAAUUAAAAGGUUAGACAUCUAAUUGAGAUAUCAUUAUUAGAUGUACACUGAUAAAAUAUCAAAUGUUUAACACGAAUAUUGGGGAAGUGUGUUUGACCGUAUUUAUGAAAAGAUCUAUAAAUAUAUUGAUGUAAUCAAUGAGGAAAUUUUCUAUAAGAUUAAUAAAGAUAUGUCGAACAAAUCCUAAAUUACAUCACGAUAUAUUCUAAUCACGUGGUGAUUAGAUGGAGGGUCUUAUUAUAAAAGUAACAAAACAUAACACUGGAACUGGACACCCCGUAGGUAAUCUAUAUGGAAAUAACCGUUCUAUGAGAAGACAUUUAAUUACACAUAUGUCGUCAUUUCCUUAUAUAAGGUGAGCUUUGCCUACCUACACAAUAUAUGUGUUUACGGAACAUUGUCAUCCAUGACUAAAUAAUACCUGGAGGUUGCACCUAAUUAUGAUUACUUAGUGUGUUUUUUUUCUUUUUAUAAUUUUGAUGUGUUUUGUUAAAAAGUAUUGAAGGCAAAUGGAAAAAUAAGAGUCAUUACCACAUUGCCUCUCUAUUUCCCAAAGAUACAAGUUAACAAGGAGAGGAAUCUACCUACUUUUCCCUUACCAUGUGAUAUCAUAAGAGGAACCACCCCAUUACCCAUGAUAACAUAUGAAACCCUUUGUUCAUCCAUGUAUGACAUAUACUACCCAUUGCCCAUGAUAACAUAUGAAACCCUUUGUUCAUCCAUGUAUGACAUAUAAUACCCAUUGCUCAUGAUUACAUAUGAAACGCCUUGUUCAUCCAUGUAUGACAUAUACUACCCAUUGCUCCUGAUAACAUAUGAAACCCCUUGUUCACCCAUGUAUGACAUAUACUACCCAUUGCUUUUUCUACUAUAAGUUACCACAUUGAUUCUCUAUAUUAACGUAUUAAAGAGAAUGAAAUAUAACCCUUGUUCUACUAUAGUAUAGGAGUUUAUGGUAAAAUGAAAUGAAAACACCCCGUAAAUUAGUAUAUAGGGUAAACUUAUGUUUAUUAAUACGAAGUUUAUUUGUGUGUAGGGUAAAAAGGAGAUAAUUAAAAUUCCAUUGUUUCUCUGCGAUAUAAAGUAAAAAGUAGAAGAACCACCCCGCCCACCCAGAGCGAAAUCAGAUGCUCUAGAAACUAAGCAUUUUAGUACUACUGGUGACACCUGGUAUGAUGUCUGCCUUCACACACAGGAAAGUAUACGUCCAAGACGAUGUUAGACAUACUGAACAAUGCAGAAUCAUAGGUACAUUGUAGUGGUUAACUUGCAUAGUUAUCUCCCUUGGAUCAGAAUUUCUAAUUGAUAUCCAUGUUUCUAAAAUUAA